Medicago truncatula (barrel medic) is the source of this 1425-nucleotide messenger RNA. RefSeq names its product tRNA N(3)-methylcytidine methyltransferase METTL6. The transcript is spliced from 6 exons. The record is from RefSeq and is a predicted model, not a curated record. Lineage: Eukaryota; Viridiplantae; Streptophyta; Magnoliopsida; Fabales; Fabaceae. The coding region runs from base 61 to 1113 and encodes 350 amino acids.
AACACCCUAAGAACAAACAUUUAUUUAGUUUAGUGUGAAAAAGAGAAGCGUGAUUGGAGAAUGAAGAAGAGUGAAAGCGAAGCAGCAGAGUAUUUCAGUAAGGAUUUCGAAUGGGAAGAACUUAGAUCAGAGGUUGAAUCAAACCCUUCUCUUCGCCACCACUUCCAAUCAUUUUCUCAUUCUUCAACACAAUCACCUGAAUCAGACGUUCAAGCAUGGAAGCAAUUUCAUACCCGUCACUCCUCCGGCAAAUUCUUCAAGGUCCCUUUUCUACUCUUUACACCUCUCCCAUUCACUUCACUCACCCCUCCUCCCUCAUUUCAUUUUCAGGAGAGACGCUAUUUGUUAAAGGAGUUCCCUCAAUUACUUUCCUCCUCUCACCCAAACUCCAUACCUCAGAAGCUCUUGGAAGUUGGUUGCGGCAACGGAAGCACCAUUCUUCCUAUUCUCAGGGCCAACAAGGAUAUUGUUGUUUAUGCAUGCGAUUGUAGUGAUGAGACUCUUGCGAAAGCUAAGGAAAUUAUCAAUGAAAAUUCCAAUGCAGUUGACUCCUUUAACAUUCGUUUUCAUCCAUUUUGCUGUGAUUUUUCAACUACUGGAUUCCCAAAUUGGUUGGCAUGCAACCCUUGCAGAGAUAAUUUUUUGCAGAAGCAAUCAUAUUAUUUUUCAGACGUUAAAGAUGAUAAAGGAAUGCAUCUUAGGGAUUCAUGUUCAUCGGAAGAAAUUGACUGUUGUAUUGGAGGAGUAGAUUUUAUAACAUUGAUAUUUACUUUAUCAGCAGUACCGUUGGAAAGGAUGCCGAGGUCCAUCGAGGAAUGUUUUACUGUGUUGAAGCCCGGAGGCAUGGUUUUAUUUAGGGACUAUGGCCUCUAUGAUAUGACUAUGCUUCGAUUUGAACCAGACAAGAGAGUAGGAUUCAGGGAAUACAUGCGGUCAGAUGGAACACGAUCAUAUUUCUUUUGUUUGAAUACUGUCCGAAGCCUAUUUUUGGGUGCAGGCUUCAUUGAGCUUGAGCUUGAUUAUUGCUGUGUUAAGUCCGUGAAUCGACGGAAAGGGAAGAGCAUGCAAAGAGUGUGGGUUCAUGCGAAGUUCCAGAAGCCUGUGCUGAGUUAGUUGUCAAUGAUUUCUCUCGUUGUGCUAUAUGAUAUCUGAUUUGCGUUUACCUUGAUCAUUGUUUAGUCACACUGAAGCUUAGAAAAGAGAGACAGGUAGUAAACAAACAAGUAAAGAUUGUUGUUUCUGCAUUGCUUCCUAAAUUUUGAUGUGAUCUAAAAUGUUUAUUAUUGGAAAAGAUAGGGGCAUCAGACACCUGUGUGGCUGCAAAUUGACUGGACUGGCUACAUAGGUCAUAAUACUGACCGGAUAUCUUUUAAAUACUUUACUAAAUGCUCCUCCGUUUUAUUAACGAGACCGUUUCUUUUUUAA